This is a messenger RNA of Leptopilina boulardi, 1651 nucleotides long. RefSeq names its product endophilin-A (gene EndoA). Bases 321 to 1553 code for a protein of 410 amino acids. The record is from RefSeq and is a predicted model, not a curated record. Gene Ontology annotation, molecular function: protein binding. Lineage: Eukaryota; Metazoa; Arthropoda; Insecta; Hymenoptera; Figitidae. Gene Ontology annotation, biological process: synaptic vesicle uncoating. The transcript has 13 exons. Gene Ontology annotation, cellular component: glutamatergic synapse; presynapse; cytoplasm.
UACCCCUAGAAAGGCGCAGUGUCCAAAAGACUUUCGCGGUGUUCGUGGCACCCACGCGGAUUCACAUUAAAUAUUUUUUUUUUUUGGCGCUACGUAUAACGUCAAUUGUUUUUUCAAAGAAGGAGGAAAAAAAUAAAUAAAAAAAUAAAAACGGCCUUGUUAACAAAAAGAAAAAUUAAAACCAAAAAUUUGAAAACGGAUUUUGAAACGUGUGAAUUCUCCGUGACAUUGAACCAGUGAGACUGAUAAUUGAUUUAAUCUAUCUGGAAAUUAAUAUAUAUAUAUUUAGAAGAGGAAUAAAAAUAAAAGCAAACGACAUCAUGGCGUUCGCAGGACUUAAAAAACAGAUCAACAAAGCAAAUCAGUACAUGACGGAGAAAAUGGGUGGCGCUGAGGGAACAAAACUUGACGUCGACUUUGUAGACAUGGAGAGGAAAACGGACGUGACAAACGAAUUGGUUGAGGAUCUACAAAUGAAGACAAAAGAAUUUCUUCAACCAAAUCCAACAGCAAGAGCAAAAAUGGCGGCUGUUAAGGGUAUUGGAAAAUUAAGCGGUCAAGCAAAGGCCUCAACUUAUCCACAGCCAGAAGGUACUCUUGGUGAUUGUAUGUUGAUGUACGGAAAGAAAAUGGGUGAAGAUAGUAUUUUCGCUCAAUCUUUGAUCGAAAUGGGAGAGGCUAUGAAACAGAUGGCCGAUGUGAAAUAUUCCUUGGACGACAAUAUUCAGCAAAACUUUCUCGAGCCUCUGCACCAUCUGCAGACUAAAGACCUCAAAGAAGUUAUGCAUCAUCGAAAGAAACUUCAGGGACGAAGGCUUGAUUUCGAUUGCAAAAGAAGACGCCAAGCGAAAGCCGCAGGAAAGAUGUCAUCCAGUCCACACUUUGGAAGCCCCGCAAGGGCAAAUCCUUCAAAUUAUGUUGGUUCUCACGUUUCAGACGACGAAAUUCGUAUGGCCGAGGAGAAAUUCGCCGAAAGUCUUCAUUUGGCUCAAAUGGGCAUGUUCAAUUUAUUAGAAAAUGAUGUCGAACAAGUGGCACAAUUAGCAACAUUCAGUGAAGGCCUUCUUGAGUAUCAUCAACAGUGCGUCGAAGUUCUAAGGGUAUUAACCGAAACUCUCUUGGAAAAAAAAGAUGAGGCGGCGAAUCGUCCGAAAAUGAAUUUCGUACCAAAAACGUUAGCCGACCUUCAUGUGGACACCGUUUCUUCCGAAGGGAUCAAUGGGGCAAGUCGAGCCGGGUCUCCGGUCUCUGGAGAAGAAAAUAAGCGCUCACAGCUCGAGCUUUUUCCAGCCGGAAACCCGCCGCAGUCUGCCAAUGCUUCACCCUUGCCAUCGCCAAGUAAAUCUCCAGCUAGGACACCAAUGGCCAAACAGCCUUGUUGCACGGCACUUUAUGAUUUUGAGCCGGAAAAUCCUGGAGAACUUGGUUUCAAGGAAAACGACAGUAUUACAUUGAUCCAAAAAAUCGAUGACAAUUGGUUUGAAGGCACUGUGAAUGGUCGCACGGGUUAUUUUCCUGUAUCUUAUGUACAGGUUGUGGUGCCUUUACCAUAAAAGAGCACUGGCUAUUAAGAAGCCAAAGAGUCUGCGUUCGUUCAUUCGCGUCUAUCACAAAAAAAGAAAAGAGAAAAAAAAACAAAAAAAAAAACAAA